Messenger RNA from Raphanus sativus (radish), 1133 nucleotides. RefSeq lists its product as uncharacterized. NCBI's taxonomy places the organism in Eukaryota, Viridiplantae, Streptophyta, Magnoliopsida, Brassicales, Brassicaceae. The coding region runs from base 486 to 1022 and encodes 178 amino acids. The transcript is spliced from 2 exons. The record is from RefSeq and is a predicted model, not a curated record.
GUAGAAACUGUAAGGAUUUUGACUGUCGUUUUUCUCAGGUUGGUUUAGCAUCUCAGCUGUUAUGUUGGACCGGACAGUUUCUUGGCCAUGGAUUGUUCGAGACGAAGGAUAACAGUAGCUUGGGUUCUUGGAUUUGGAAGAAGAUCCUAAAGCACAGAAACUUGGCAAUUGACUUAACUCAGGUUGAAGUUCAAAGUGGAGCAAGGACCUCUUUCUGGUUUGACAAAUGGACGCCACUCGGAAGAAUCAUUGAUCUCACGAGCUAUCGAGGUUGCAUAGACCUAGGCAUCCCUAUAAAUGCAACGGUUGAGUUUGCUGUUCAAAGAUACAGAAGUAGAAGACAUCGGGUUGCUCUUUUGAUUCACAUUGAGAAUGAAAUCUUGAAGUUGCGGUUGCAGGGAUUAUCCUCUGAAAAUGAUAUUCGGCUUUGGAAGGGAUUGGGAGAUUCUUUUAAGCCAACUUUCAGUUCCAAACAUACUUGGCAUAUGAUAAGAUUAUCUGCUCCACACGUAAACUGGCAUCAGGGGAUCUGGUUCUCAGGAGCUACACCAAGGUACGCUGUCCUUACUUGGAUCGCCAUUCACGACCGUUUGGCCACUGGAGUUUGGAUUCAAAAAUGGAGCCCACAAACGGAUGCUAACUGUGUCCUUUGUUCGGGCCACAUGGAAACUCGUGAACACCUUUUUUUCAGCUGUGCAUACACUCAGCAGAUUUGGAAGGGGUUGACAUCUAAGCUGAUGGGUACUCGCUACACAGAGGACUGGUUCUGUAUUCUAAAUCUGUUGGCUGAAACUGGAAGGAACUCUACUCAUAUGUUUCUUCUCAGAUACGCGUUUCAAAUUUCUAUUCAUUCCAUAUGGCGAGAAAGGAAUGGGAGAAAACAUGGAGAGACGCCCCAAACUUCUGCUGUUUUGCUGAAAGUGAUAGAUAAAGGUGUGCGAAACCGCAUAUCUUCUCUGCGUAUGGGUGGGAGUCGACGAUUUCAGAGAGCCCUAAUGGAUUGGUUUGCCAUAAGAAGUUAGCAAGGGAUGAAGUAGUUUGAGUUUGUUUUUUUCAAUUUCCUUAUAGCAAUGCUAAAACAAAGUUACACACGAUGUAAAAAUGUUUUUUUUUAGUUGAAUAAAUUUAACAUU